AUGGAGAGGAUCGAGGGGGUGGCCGUGAGCCGCUGCGUCGACUCGCCUUACCUGCGGCCACUCACGCUGCACUACCGUCAGAACGGCCUCCAGAAGUCAUGGGACUUCAUGAAGACACAUGACAGCGUGGCCGUGCUCCUGUUCAACUCAUCCAGGAGGAGCCUGGUGCUGGUAAAGCAGUUCCGGCCAGCUGUGUACGCAGAUGAGGUGGAACGCCACUUCCCAGGGUCCCUGGCAGCGGUAGACCAGGACACACCCCAGGGACUGCAGUCAGCUCUGCCCGGCUCAGUGGGGGUGACAUAUGAGCUGUGUGCAGGCCUCGUGGACCAGCCAGGGCUCUCCGUGGAAGAGGUGGCCUGCAAAGAGGCCUGGGAGGAGUGUGGCUACCGGCUGGCCCCCUCUGACCUGCGCCGAGUUGCCGUGUACAAGUCUGGCGUGGGGCUGACGGGCUCCAACCAGACGAUGUUCUACGCGGAGGUGACUGAUGCCCAGCGUGGCAGCUCAGGUGGGGGCCUGGCAGAAGAGGGUGAACUCAUAGAGGUGGUACACCUGCCCCUGGACGGUGCCCAGGCUUUUGCAGACAACCUGGACAUCCCCAAGACCCUUGGCGUCAUCUUUGGCAUCUUCUGGUUCCUCAGCCACGUGGCUCCUGGCCUAGGUGCCCAGAUCACUAAGCCCAAGGCCACCACUGACAUCCCUGGGAGGGAGGUGAGGUUUGGGGACAAGGAAGCCUGGGUCCUGGCCUGGGCGUCAUUCGAGGGUCGGGCCCGGCCAUCCUUGCGCCAGUGCCAAGCCCGGCGCACAACCUGCGCCCAGGAGCGUUGGUUGACCCGCCGCUCCACAGGCGCCGCUGUGGAAGGAGGGAAGGGGCGUCGGAGGCGAGCAGCGCCCCCUGCGGCUGGCGUGGUGGCCGCAGGGGCGGCGCGGGCCGAGGGAAGGGGGCGCGCAGUGGGGGCUGGGCUCCGCACGGGUCCCAGGCUGCGGCGCCCCACCUGGGGACCAAGGCUCUGA
Orycteropus afer afer is the source of this 1011-nucleotide messenger RNA. RefSeq names its product nudix hydrolase 14 (gene NUDT14). Lineage: Eukaryota; Metazoa; Chordata; Mammalia; Tubulidentata; Orycteropodidae. The record is from RefSeq and is a predicted model, not a curated record. Gene Ontology annotation, molecular function: metal ion binding; UDP-sugar diphosphatase activity. Gene Ontology annotation, biological process: nucleoside phosphate metabolic process; ribose phosphate metabolic process.